Molecule: messenger RNA, 2646 nt
Organism: Eubalaena glacialis (North Atlantic right whale)
Lineage: Eukaryota; Metazoa; Chordata; Mammalia; Artiodactyla; Balaenidae
Gene: GARIN5B
Product: golgi associated RAB2 interactor family member 5B
Exons: 8
Coding region: 1-2646 (881 amino acids)
Cellular component (GO): nucleus
Source: RefSeq, a predicted model, not a curated record
AUGAACCGGCUCUGGAACAUCAGGCGUUUGGAGCCACUCCAGGGACCCCUGAAGUGGGUCCCCACCCUGGGGGAGCUGCAGAAGACCCUCCAGAAGGGCGAGUACUUGCCCCUCCGCCCGCUGCCCAUGUUCGAGAGUAACUUUGUCCAGGUGACCAAUCGAGGGGCCCCAGCGUACGUGCACCACAGAACCAACCGAGUGACCAUGGGCGUGGCCGCAUCCCUGCCAGGCCUGGUGUUGCCAGACAUCCUGCUGAUGGCCCAGCCCCCCGAGGGCAGGGAGUGCUCCAGCCUCGUCCUCACCAGGAUGAUCCCGCUGGACCUGGCCCACCUCUACGUCCACGACCUGUCUGCCUGGCGCCUGAAGCUGCGUCUGGUCACGGGCCGCUACUAUUACCUGGAGCUGGACGCCCCUGACAGUGAGGUCAGCUUCCUGUUUGACCGCUGGAUCCGCCUCAUCAACCUGCUCCAGCAGCCUGCCACCUCCCGGGCUCCCAGGACCCUGCACACGCCCCCCAUGGACCUGGGUCACGUGGCACCUCCUACUUCCACCUGGCGCCUCCAGUGUCCCCCUGUCUUUCCAGUCAUGAUUGUCGAGCCCACCUUUCCUUACAAGAUUCUGACAACUCAGAGACAGAGGAAGGCCAAGACCCUCAAGAGCAAAUUCAAGUCUCAGGCCGUGGGUGACUCCGUGCCUCUCGUCUGGUCGCAGCAGGAGCAAGCUGACACGAGAAAGAAAUCUACAGAAAAGAAGUCUCAACCGGACCUCUCCCCUGAGAGACCUCAAACCGAAAUCCAAGUUUCCGAGAAGCCCAGCAUCACCAUUUGGACCAUCUUCAGCAUCAUUUCCAAUACACCUGACCACAUGGCAUCCUCUUCCAAGGGUUGCUCUGAUUCUGAGGGGGCCACAUGCCUGGCAGGUUUACUUGAGACCCCUUCACUCUGUAUCUCGGAGGACAGCCCUGAAAUGCCCCUGCUGGGCUCCUGUGAUCACUUGGAUAUGUACCCGUGGCAACAGGACAUGGACGACCUGAUGGACCCGGAGGCCAGCACCUUGUCCACGUCCUCCCUCUGCCCAGCCGCCUGCCCUCCUGACUUCCGCAGGUGCAACGAACAGGCCAGGCCUCUGGACUCCGUGCAGAUACUGUGGCCGCCGCCCUCCCAGAAGCCCCCAGCCAUCCCUGCUGCCUCUUGUAAGGCUCCAUUCAUCCUUGACCAGUCCCAGAAGUUCUUGGCUGUACCUGCUCCAUCCCGGAAAGCGCCAGCUUUUCCUGCUGCUCCCCAGGAGGCCCCAGCCACACCUGGCCCAUCUCGGAAGACCCCACAUGUACUGGCUAUUCCCCACAAGGUCCCAGCUGUGCCUGCCAAAUCUCGGAAGGUCCCACAUGUACCGGCUGUUCCCCACAAGGUCCCAGCCAUGCCUGCCCCAUCUCAGAAAGCCACACAUGUAUUGGCUACUCCCCACAAGGCCCCAGCUGUGCCUGCCCCAUCUCAGAAGGCCCCACAUGCACUUGCUGUUCCCCCAAAGGCUGUGUCCCCCUCUGCUCCAAACAGGAAAUCUGUGUUCCUACCUACCCUGUCCCAGAAGGCUCUGACCUUACCUACCCAAUACCAAAUGACAUUGGACCCUGCCACCACUGGCGUGUUGCCUGUGGGAAGUCACGGAGGAGAUGUGCUUGAGCAAAGCAAGCCUGAAGGGAAGCCAGAGCCCGUGGUGUUGAUGGGCACCCAGGAGACAAACACAGUAGAGAUGAGGACUCAGAAAACAUCCCUGGAGCUGCCUUUCACCGCCACCGAGAAGGAGUCAGAGGAAGUCCUGGUCAGCAGAGCCCAGGAUAUCACCGUGGAUGGCUUGAAGGGCAAGGGCAAGUUGGAGGACAAAGUCCGCAGGAUGAAGGAGGAGAUCUCUCUGGACAUGCCGGGCUUCAGAUCCAAGGAGGUGGGGCAGCAGAAGAAGUGGGUCAAGACCCAGGAGCUGGCCAUCGAGGAAGCCUCGCAGGGGCAGACCAGGCCCUUCUCAGUGGAAGGCCUCACCCUUGACAAGCUGAUGAUCAUUGCCAGUUCCAAGGAUCCCUCCUUGAGAUCAGCUCUGGUCAAUCUGCCCUCCUGGCUCUCAACCCAGCAGGGGUCUGCCAUGCCAACUAUGGACACGGUACCCCUCAGCACCACCAAGGUGUCCUUGCUGGAGGAGACGCCGGUGGUGGUCAGGGAGCAGCCACAGUUGGGGACCUGGGCGAAGGGGAACACGCAUCCAUGGGCGGAGGUGGAGGAGGUGCCCUGGGACCCAAAGGGGCCUUCCAAAGCGUCCCCCUGCCCCAAGCGUGCCACCAGCAGCCCCAAGAUGAAUGUUGCCUCCCUGACUCCCAUCCCUCUGCCCUCAACGAGGUGGGAGGAUGUAACCGAGUCGCCUGCCUCGCUGACCCCUGUCUCAAAAAUGGAGGCCAGGGUCUCCCAACAGCCCAGGAGAGUAUCUCAAGAGCCCAAGAGGGUGCCGGACCAGUGCCCCAUGGCCACAGUGGGGUCGUCCUUGGAGAUUCUCUUGCCCAGUCUCUUGGAAAUUGAGAGUAUGAAGGACACGGCCUCCAAGGUGGAGAAGAUAAAGGAGGAAGUGGGCGUCUUUGCUACUUCGCCCAGGUAUUUGGGGUGA